AUGGCGACGUACUCGCAUUCACCGCGUUUACACGCGGUCAAUCCAACGACGCCCGUACACUCACCACACCACUCCGUCCACAGCUCCUCCUCCUCUCGUCUUUCCGUCCGCAACCUUACCCUCCACGAGUACCGCAAACAACAAAACUCGCCCGCGUCGCAAGCUACUCCGCCUGGCAGAACUCUACGGAGGAAGCCCGCGGCGUCUGGGCUGAAGGAGACUGAGAGCGCGCCGUCGGUCUCGAGGACACCACUUCCAUUGUCGCGAGCGCCGCCUCGACCUUUACACCUAUCUCAGUCGACCCACUCAUUGUUUACGUAUCAACAGCUUCCGCCGUCUCCUCCGCACCAGGACGACCUGUCUGCAGACAAUCUCUUUCGGUCACAAUCUGCAGGGCCGAGCGCGCAAAACAUCGAAGCUACGAAAAAGCGUGAGUUCAAGCCGAUAAAAAGGCUACCAAAACCGUUGUCCACUUCGGGACGCGGUCCCCUGCCCAUUUCUCCUGCACCUCUUGCCUCUGUGACUUCAAAUCAACCGCGACUUUCUCCUUUGAAAUCGACGUCGUUUCCAUCGUUCGAAGAUUCGACAAUCAACGACGACUCUCAGCCGACACCUUUGUCGUUUUCCCUUUCGCGAUUUCCGCAGCCACCGAACUUUUCGAACCCUACUCCAAUCGACGAGGAUGAAACACCGCGCUUGAACACCAUCAGCUUCGUGUCAACAGCACCGGUGACACCCCCGGCGACACCCGCUGUAAUUCACUACCGCGGUGCGUCGUUCGACCUCGUCAACCCGCACAGCUCGCUUGUUUUGGACAACAUCGUAACGCCGUCGCGCGAGCGUGACUCGAGCGAAUACUUGCCAUUGCGCUCUUCCGAAGAUCCGCUCUUAUCUGAGAUGGCCCCGAAACGGCCGCUUUACGGAGACUUAUCUUCGGCUUAUGAAUCUAUAAGGUCAGGGAGAGGCGACAACCGCCCUCCACACCUCAAUCUCGACUUCCCACUGCCUUCGACUCCAGGUGCACAGAGUCCAGGAUCUUCUGCGUUCGAUUCACCCGCCGUGAGCCCCCAAUCCUAUGCUACCGCCUCGCCUCCCUCAAAUCGAAAGCCUGCGAGCGAUUCUCGCUUUUCUCUAAAAAAUCUCACCCGAUCACUUACGCAGAGAUUCUCCAAGGUCUCUGAGAAGGAACAUGGACAAGAGCUGCAGGAGUUUUCCGAGUCUCGAGCCAGUCUUGCCUCGCCAAGCUUCGAGGGCGAGUUUCCUCGCCCGCUUGAGCGGAGUUAUCAUGUGGAGACUCCAAAGGCGUCCACAGUCCCAGAGGGACCAGCGACGCCUGUGUCGCCUUUGGGCCAGCCUGGUCAUUUCACGAAUCAGCAAAGCUCUCCAGCCUCAGUUGAGCAAUCUCGUUACUAUACACAGCGCGACUUCUCCGCACCUUUAACGUCUAUGAUACCGGAUGAUCCUUCAAGUCAGGCUGGACGAGCCAACGAUGUUCGUCCGUGUGCAUCCGAGUCGGACUUGGCGACGAGACCGUACUACGACGACUUUUCUUCGAUAUAUCCGGGGUCAUCGACCUACUCGAGUGAGAGUCGACGGCAAUCAAAAUUCGCUCAGAUCCGUGCAAGCAACAGAGAGAGCAGUCCUUUCUACUGGGGUAUAAGCGGAAAUGCAGAUGCGCUCGCGGAAGAAUAUAAGUCUGAUGCCUUGCCACAAUAUCCGGCCUCGCGACGUACGAGUCGUCGCGUAUCAAAGCCUCUUGAUCAGGAGAUGUUUCACGGCUCGAUGCAUCUGGAGCGCGAGAAGACGGAUACCAUAAGCAAAUUCAUCGACCAGUACAAAGGAAGCGAUAGCGCCAGCGCCUCUCACCCUCUGCUCUACGGAAAUCGUCCGGGGAUAAUCGAUCAUCAGCCCGCUCCAGCAGAACUUUACAGUGAUGCGGCGCGAUCCAAGCGAACAAAUACGACGGGACUCAUAUCUGGCACUGGCCAAUUUCAAUUCGACUUCAAUCAGCCAGGAUCUAGCAAUGAUGAUAAGACGUCAGUCCCGCCUGUAGAAGUAGGACGUGCUACCUUCGCAACUCAUCCUGGCCUACCGCCGUCUGUCCCAGCUCCCUUGGCUCCUGCAUUCCAAUAUGACGAGGAUUUCGAGUCACCGAAGCUUUCUGGUCCCUCAGAUAGCUCGUCUCAGUCCCCGUCUUAUGACGACACUCGAGUCCUUCUUGAGGUUCCUUCACCACCUAUUCAACCGGCAUCAUCUUCUUAUUCUCAGCCCGGCAUCACGUCGACUCCUCCUGAGGCCAUGGAGCAGGCCGAAGAGGUAUUCUCCGAUACAAGUGGUCGACAGCAGUCCGAAGCAAUCCCAGCUAUGUGGUCAAAGCGAGUGUCCAGUCACAAUUUGCUGCGCAAUAAGAGUAACUGCAAGCUCGACGACGAGGAAGAACAGCAGGAUCCAGAGGAGUCAUCCGAAUUGAUUGGGUACGAAGAUGAGGAGCCUACCGAUUGGGAGACUAUGGACUACGGAACCCCGCGGCGCGGUGCCCGCGUGUCAGGUGUGUCAGUUGGCGAAAGCCUGGCAGACUACAGUAGCUCAGAGGGCAGUCACUCCAGCCGUGAUAGCAAGGGCUUUUCUACAACGUUUCCUGUCUACGAAGACCCUCCCCUCGAGGCGGGUUCCUUCCAAUAUCGACACCCGCUACCUCUGCGCAACCCUUCGAAUCCCCUCACUUCGUCUCCGCCACAGCUUUCGUCUACACUACAGCUUCCCGUCGGUGUCAGUCUGCCUGGUAUGGUGCUCGGUAGGAUCGUAACCCCUAUGCAGUCGAGCCCGCCGGCUUCUUCAACACUUCCCACAGUCGACAGGAGAAGCACGAAUGUGUAUGGCAGCAGUCCUAGCCCGAAGGUGCAUGCCAGCAGUCCCAACCCACGACAAAAGUAUCUUCCCUACAAGCCCUGGACGAGUCCCUAUGAAAUGAGCGAGAAGGUGACCCAGGAGCUACUUGCAUCAGGUCCAAAUGAUGAAAUUUUGUAUGAGGAAGAGGACACACAUCGGGAUGGCACGCGCUCCUCGGAUGACGAUCCAUGUUCAAUGCAACCCAUGCGCAUCAGCCUCCCCAGUGCGGAUACGAUGGACGUUGCGAGUAGUGAUCCUAAUACUCCCCGCGACCGUGAGAACUCUUUCGACAAGCUCACGGUAAUCGGACGCAAGGGCAAUCUGACUGGCACUCCUCAUGGAACAGGAAUGAAGGAUGCUGGCAGCAGCGUAGCUGAUAACAGCAGUCCUGGAGCCAUCCUGGACUCAACUCCGCUCGCAUCCUCUACACAAGAGCAUACCGGGUAUCGAAUGUUCAAGUCUACUGCUGCUCAAAUCGCCAAUUCGCGCCCGGACGCCAGGUUUGGACUCGAGAUCAAUACUUCGAGCUCCAGCCUUGCAGAUUCUGAGCGUCGUGGCAAUGUCAACCGUGAUAUGCCAAGGGUGCAUACACCACCUGAUAUGUACGAACGUACGCCUUCCCAGGCUACUCUUCAUCAGGAGUCACCUUUCGCAAAUCCCGAACGUCGAGCGAGUCGAUUGUCACUACGAUCUCCCAUCACGCCCCGCGACCCACGUCGCCGAGGCAGUCGUGCUGCCGUUCCAGGGCAGACGAAGCUCAGGCAGAUGGUGCUUGCUUCUAGUGCGGCAAAGCCGUCUUCAGAGGACAGGAGCGUACAUGACUCUCGCAUCUUUGGAACAGAGCAUAGUGCGCGGCCGUCUACCAGCAAUACCCACACGCCCCUGCGCCAUGCCGCCAGUCGGCCGACAUUGCGGACAGUGCUUGCAUACGAAGAGUCUCCUCAUCUUCUCUGUCCCGAGCGUGCUUUCAAUCCUGUCGAAGAAGAGGCGCGGCGCAAAUUUUCGUGGGCUAUCUUUACGAUUUUCUGUAUUCUACCACCCGCGCUUAUUCUCUAUCGCUGGUAUGGCGAUCUGGUCAUCGUCAACGUGACGAAGGGUCGGUUCUCUCACGUGUCGCCGGAACCCAAGAGGCUCGCACUCGGCGUGGGAAUUGCUGUUAACGUCGGUAUAACCGUGGGCAUUCUUGUGCCUAUCUUGAUUGCGCAUGCAGCUGGGACUUUGUGA
This is a messenger RNA of Paraphaeosphaeria sporulosa, 4113 nucleotides long. RefSeq lists its product as uncharacterized. Bases 1 to 4113 code for a protein of 1370 amino acids. NCBI's taxonomy places the organism in Eukaryota, Fungi, Ascomycota, Dothideomycetes, Pleosporales, Didymosphaeriaceae. The transcript is spliced from 3 exons. The record is from RefSeq and is a predicted model, not a curated record.